GCAGAGGAGCCAAUCCCAUUGAACAUCAUGACCUCCCUAGAACAAGAGCAUUUAUGACACUUUAAACUGUGUAGUUUCCUGGAAAUUAUUGUGUGUGGGGUGAUGUAGGAAUCACUUUACCUUUAAAGCAUACAUUCAUUAUAUCUUACGUACUCUUUGGUUCUACCAAAUCUAAUCCAAUGGCUUCCACUUUAAUUUGUUGUUAGAUAAACCAAAGGAAUCAUAUUCUUUCCUUCCUUUAAUUUCCUCCCCUUUUCUCCUUUAACCACUAAUAAAGUCUUGUGAGUAGUAGUAAGUACUUAAAACAUUUUUUUAAAUGGGUAACAUUUUCAGUUCAACAUUUGUUAAAAAAAGUGUUCCUAAAGGUUUAAAUGAUAAUUCCAGUUCUUCUUCUUCUUCUACUUCUAGGAGAAAGAGGAGUCUGUCGCGGUCGAUUUCUUCUAAUAAUUCUUUUGAGAAGAAGGUAUUAAGUAACAGCAAAAAGGAACUUAGCAAGAUGAUGGAGAAUAAGAAGAGGGGCAAGUAUUACUAUAUUCCUGAUAAUUUCAAAUCACUUGAUCAGGUGACUUUGGCCCUGAGAGAAUCAGGUUUGGAGUCAUCAAAUUUGAUUAUUGGGAUAGAUUUCACGAAAAGCAACGAAUGGACAGGUAAAGUUUCGUUCAACAACAGAAGCUUGCAUGCAAUAGGCGAAUUAGUCAAUCCAUAUGAGAAAGCCAUAUCUAUCAUUGGAAAGACAUUAUCUCCAUUCGAUGAGGACAAUUUAAUUCCUUGUUUUGGAUUUGGUGAUGUGACCACGCAUGAUCAAGACGUGUUUAGCUUUCACAGCGAUCACUCUCCUUGCCAUGGAUUUGAAGAAGUCCUAGCUUGCUACAAGAAAAUAGUUCCAAAUCUGCAAUUAUCCGGACCAACAUCGUACGGGCCAGUAAUAGAUGCUGCAGUAGAUAUAGUAGAGAGAACUGGUGGACAAUACCAUGUGUUGGUUAUCAUCGCUGAUGGACAGGUUACCAGGAGUGUCAACACAAGUGAUUCGGAACUCAGCCCACAAGAAGACAACACAAUUAAGUCUAUUGUUACUGCAAGCAUGUAUCCUCUCUCUAUCGUUCUUGUUGGAGUUGGCGAUGGACCUUGGGAAGACAUGCAAAAAUUUGAUGACCGUAUACCUGCUCGUGAAAUUGAUAAUUUUCAGUUUGUGAAUUUCACCGCUAUCGUGAACAAACAUUCAACUGAUUCGGAAAAAGAAGCUGCAUUCGCUCUUGCUGCACUCAUGGAGAUCCCUAUCCAAUAUAAAGCAGCUAGAGAACUCGGUCUGCUUGGAAAAAGAACAGGCAAGGCAAAAAAGAUUGUUCCAAAGCCACCUCCUAUCUCUUAUCGUCGCCCCAUGAGAAUCCCAACUCAAGAUCAAAGCAGUAGUCUUUCAGGAUCCGCGCAAAAUGAACACAGUCAAGUUUGCCCAGUUUGUCUAACUGGUACUAAGGACAUGGCUUUUGGUUGUGGACACAUGACCUGCAGAGAAUGUGCUCCAAGAUUAUCAGAUUGUCCCAUAUGUCGUCGACGUAUAACUAGCCGUAUACGGUUAUACACUUGAUAUACCAAAUAACAAGUGUAUGUACAUAUACAUGUAUUUUAUCGAGUUUAACUUGUAUACCUCGAUGGUGUAAAGAACGUUUACACUAUAUCAAGUUACUUUUACGUAUUGUAGUAGGUAAUUUGUCUUAAUUUUAAGGUUAUUUGUAGAUAUCUUUUGGUAACUUGAUGGCGUAAUCUUUCUGUUGUUGGUAUUAUUAUUACUAUUAUAUAAGUUAAAAAGUCUAUUAUCUUGUUA
Messenger RNA from Capsicum annuum, 1822 nucleotides. Its product is annotated as E3 ubiquitin-protein ligase RGLG4. Lineage: Eukaryota; Viridiplantae; Streptophyta; Magnoliopsida; Solanales; Solanaceae. The transcript has 11 exons. The record is from RefSeq and is a predicted model, not a curated record. Bases 317 to 1585 code for a protein of 422 amino acids.